AUGGCUGAAAAAUUUAUUCCAUCUCUUCAUACAAUACCAGCGGAACUUAUCUAUCGAAUCUUGAAUAAUCUUAGUGAUUACUCUAUUUUAUAUUCUAUGCGAAAUGUCUGUGCACAUAUUAAUACAAUCACAGACAAUUAUUAUCGAUAUCAGACACUCACCGUACUGAAUCUUCGUCAUGACAAAAUCACUCCAGACAAGAUACAACAUUUUGCUGAUGCUCUACAACAAAACCAAAAAUUCACCACACUGUUCUUCCAUAAUAAUCAAAUUGGUUCACAAGGAGCAAAAUAUCUUGCUAAUGCUCUAAGACAAAAUCAAACACUUACAACACUUGAUUUAUGGGACAAUCAAAUUGGUGACCAAGGAGUAAAACAUCUCGUUAAUGGUUUACAACAAAACAAAACACUUACUACACUCGAGAUUGGUAACAAUGCAAUAUGUGAUAAAGGACCAGCACAUCUUCUUCAUCUUCUACUGAAAAAUACAACACUGCUCAGAUUACAUUUAAGUCAUAAUCAAAUUACCGGUAUAGGAGUACAAUACUUGGCCGUUGCGCUACAACACAACAAAACACUUGUCACAUUGGAUCUUCGAUUCAAUCCAAUUGACGAUAUUGGAAGAAAGGAGCUUGCGAAAACACGUCAAGAUAAUCCACAAAUAGAAUUAAUUUUAUAA
This is a messenger RNA of Adineta steineri, 678 nucleotides long. Lineage: Eukaryota; Metazoa; Rotifera; Eurotatoria; Adinetida; Adinetidae. The record is from the annotation of a GenBank genome assembly.